AUGGAGUGGAUCUGCGCGUCCACAGGUACUUCUUCCGGCUUCGGAAAGCGUCUCGUUGCCAGCGUUCUCGCUCGUGGAGACUGCGUUAUUGCGACUGCCCGCAACGUCGAGAAGCUUGCAACUGUAUUCCCCAACCCCGAUCGCACGCGCCUGAGGCUCGUGCAACUCGACAUCUCGGACCCGAACGAAGUCAUCCAGCAGCGCGUCAAGGAGGCCCUUGGCGCCUGGGGUCGGAUAGACGUCGUCGUCAACAACGCCGGCUACGGCGUUAAGGCCAUCCUCGAAGAAGGAGGGGCCCUCGCCGCGCUCACUCAGUUCCAAACCAACAUUUUCGGUGUGCUCAACGUCACCAACGCCGUCCUUCCGCAUAUGCGUGAACGCCGCGCUGGCACUGUUGUCAUGAUCGGCUCCCGCUCCGCGUGGCGCGCAGAGGCUUCGCCCAGCGGCCCCUACGCCGCGUCGAAAGCCGCCCUUCACGCGAUUGGCGAAACCUACGCGACCGAGCUCCGUCCCUUCGGCGUGCGCGUCCUCAUCGUCGCCCCCGGCGCCUUCCGCACCGAGGGCGUGCACGCGUACCCGGCCACGAUCAACACCCACAUCCCCGCCUACGACGCCGCGCGCAACGCGGGCAUGGAGCGCUUCGCGAGCAUCGCGGGCCACGAGUCCGGCGACCCCGCGCGCGCGAUGGAGCUCGUCGUCGACGUCGUCAAGGGCGAGGGCCGCGCGCAGGGCCGCGAGUGGCCGCUGUGGCUCGUGCUCGGGCGCGACGCGUACGUGGACGUGCGGGCGAAGACGCAGCGGCUGCUGGACACGAUGAACGCGUGGGAGGACGUCGCGACGGACCUCGACUUCGAGGCGUGCUGA
Epithele typhae is the source of this 864-nucleotide messenger RNA. Its product is annotated as NAD-P-binding protein. The transcript is spliced from 4 exons. The coding region runs from base 1 to 864 and encodes 287 amino acids. Lineage: Eukaryota; Fungi; Basidiomycota; Agaricomycetes; Polyporales; Epitheliaceae. The record is from RefSeq and is a predicted model, not a curated record.